This is a messenger RNA of Rhodotorula graminis WP1, 750 nucleotides long. RefSeq lists its product as uncharacterized. The coding region runs from base 1 to 750 and encodes 249 amino acids. Lineage: Eukaryota; Fungi; Basidiomycota; Microbotryomycetes; Sporidiobolales; Sporidiobolaceae. The record is from RefSeq and is a predicted model, not a curated record. The transcript has 3 exons.
AUGAGCUCCGAGUGGGACCAGACGUGCCUCGUGUGCGGCAUCAAGACCGAGAACCGGUGCUCGAGCUGCGCCAAGGCCGGCAUCGACCUCUUCUUUUGCUCCCCCGACCACCAGAAGCUCGUCUGGAAGGCGCACCGUCGCGUCUGCGGGCCGGGCAAGGCCAACCCGUUCAUGUGGCCGCUCCUGUCGCAGCUCGAGGCCGACGAGAUCAUCGAGCACAUGCACGACAUCAUCGUUCCCUUCGCGCUGCGCAACUCCGAGAUGGCGACGUUGGCAGGAGCCAUGUGCCGCUUCUUGGACAUCGACCCUGAGCAACUCAAGUCUCUCGUACGCUACCUCGUCAUUGGCGCAGAGCGCCCGCUCGGGGACACUACCGAGCUUGACCAGCUCAUGCUCGCAAAGCUUCGGGCUUUCGAGCCGGCGCGCCGGGCGCGAGUGCUCGACGCCCAGUUCAUGAGCGUGCCGUACCUUGACCCGAUCACGGCCACGGCGCACCAUGACGUCCUUGUAGCCCACACGAGCCCAGAGGGCAACGAGCCGUGGCGCACCGAGUACCGGCACCUCAUGCUCGUGCAGCUGUUCCUCGGCCAAACCCCUCCCGUUGAGUGGUUCGACCGCAUCUUUGCGCGGUCCAACGCGUUUGUGCGCACCGAGAUCGAGCCGCAGCACCCUCGAACUGCCGAGAAGCUGCUCAUGCAGGGGCCGGCGAGCGAGAUCCUCGCCGAGCGGCUGAGCCAGUACAACCUGUAG